Molecule: messenger RNA, 475 nt
Organism: Owenia fusiformis
Lineage: Eukaryota; Metazoa; Annelida; Polychaeta; Sabellida; Oweniidae
Source: the annotation of a GenBank genome assembly
GCAUUCAAAGCAGCAUUUGAAAAGGAGGGGAGAUGCAUAUCCUCUACUCACAUGCUAAAUAGCUUACAGAAGAGGAACAGCAAUGAACAAAUAAUUUCAGCCAUCAUAAACAGCACCUCCAAGACUGAUAUAGUUUUGUAUGUGGCAGGAGAUACAAGUAUCAGACCAUUACUAGAAGCCAAGGAAAAAUAUCUUGGAAAUGAAAGAGGAAAACGUCUUGUAUUUAUUGGAACCGAGAGUUGGGGGAAAACUGAAAAUUUCGUUAAAGGUCAUGAAAAAGCAGCCAAAGGCUCAAUAUCAGCAGGCCUGUAUGGAGAACCUGUCAAACAAUUUGAUGGGCAUUUGUCAAAGCUUAGAUUUGGCCAAACUUCUUCCCGCAGUGUUCUCACUGACUCAUACUUCAAAUCUCUGUUCAAUUGUGAUACCGACUGUUCGACAAACAUGAUUAUAACAGAAGCUCCAACCUAUAGCCAAG